Messenger RNA from Laccaria bicolor S238N-H82, 1257 nucleotides. RefSeq lists its product as uncharacterized. The coding region runs from base 1 to 1257 and encodes 418 amino acids. The transcript is spliced from 4 exons. Lineage: Eukaryota; Fungi; Basidiomycota; Agaricomycetes; Agaricales; Hydnangiaceae. The record is from RefSeq and is a predicted model, not a curated record.
AUGCUCAACAUACUCCCCAAUGGAAAAUCAUUCAAGAAGGAAGAAAGAUCAGCUGUUAAAAAAGAUAUUAAAGAGUGGUUUGCCCAGUACAGUCGUAAGAGAAGUCAGAAAAUGCCAAGGAUGGGAAAGUCGUGGCACGCCCGGCGUGUGUUCCAGCAUGAGAACAAGGACGCCAUCGAUACCGAAGCGAAAAGGCUUUGUGCCGAAGCCAUUGAAGAGGGACAAAAGAGGCCUAAAGGGGGAGAUCCCACUCAUUUUGAUUUUCGGGAGCGGGUCGUGACUCAAAUGAUGGGAAAACUGAAGAAAAGGGAGAAAGACGUACUGCAGAGGACGGCCGAGGAGUACAACAAGAAGGGAGUUGACCCGGAACUCAAGUCCAAACUGGCUGUAAAGAACUGCAUGGCUCGGAUGCAUGCAUUUUCCAAGGAACUUUAUGACACAAUGGGUGUCCGGGUCUUUAUCUUAGGAUGUUAUCUGAAGCCCGAUGGUAAUUUGGACGUCUCGACGUACGACUUCAAUCAAGAACUCGGCAAUGGGAAAGACUUUAUUGAUAACCAUAGCCGGACUUUCCAUGAGGAAGGAAUAUCGGUAUCUUCUUGGAGAGCACACAAUGAAGAAUACUAUGGGUUGGAGGAUCUUGCUUCGGCCAAAGGAGGACACCAAUCCCGGGAUACCAGCCCCGAGCUUCAGCCUCGGUACAACGACACCCGGGCUCUCUCCCAUGAAGUACCAUCGGACACUGAGGUCUUGGCUGAUGAUACAUUUUGGGAAGCUGACCUGGGCUGUGGGGUGGAGUCGGCCGAUCGAGCGAAGAAGAGAAAAUUCACUGAUGAGGAGGAUACACCCUGCAAGUUUCCUCGGUUAGAGAAGGGUUACAAACUUGGCCCGAGGAGUGCCCGACCAGGCAAAGUCAAAUGCCGAGCUGCCUCAGCUGUUAUCCAAGCCACUGUCAAACCAGCUCAAGCAACCAAUCUGAGGUCGGACACAACCAAAGCUUCGAAUAGCUUUGAUUUCACUAAGUCAAGUGGUGUCAACGCAAAACGACCAGUCCCUUCAAAACAAAAGGAGUCAGAGGCCGGUCCCAGUCAGCAACCAUCUAUUGAUGUCCCCACCAAGCCAAAACCAAAACCUCGUCCUAUCAUGAAAGGCAAGGUUUCUACAGGGGAACUCGGUAUAGUAACCCGAGAACGGUCGAAAAAGAUUGCUGAAGAAAGUGUUCGUUCCACCCGGUCCAAGAAAGUUUCAUUCGUCAGUUAA